This is a messenger RNA of Prunus armeniaca (apricot), 513 nucleotides long. The record is from the annotation of a GenBank genome assembly. NCBI's taxonomy places the organism in Eukaryota, Viridiplantae, Streptophyta, Magnoliopsida, Rosales, Rosaceae.
AUGGCAGAAGGAGAAGGAACCGAUGCUAAGAUUGCGUCGUUGGCGCAACAAAUAGAGAAAAUGACUCUAAUGAUGGCAAAUGAAAAGGAAGAUUCCGAUGAGGAAGAGGAGACUGAAGAGGAGUUUGGUGCAGGUCAAAGCCAAGAGAAGGAAUUAGAUGCUGAUAAAGCUGGUAAGUCCAAAACUUCUAUGAAUGGUCUUAAAAUUGAUGUUAAGAUUGAUAUUCCAGCGAAUGAUGGUGAAAUCAAUACCGAGAAGUUGGAUAAUUGGAUAGACCAGUUAGAAACUUAUUAUACAAUUUAUGAGUAUAAUAAUCGUCAGAAGAUCAACGUUGCAACGUUAAAGUUAACCAAGAAUGCUUUGACAUGGUGGAAGGCUUAUAACAAACGUUAUAGUAUAACGACUAUGACGUGGAAAAAGUUUAAGCGAGCCAUAAGAAAGCAGUUUUACCCUGUUGGCUUCGAAGAUGAUAGAUGGUUCAAGUGGCAGCAUUUGAGGCAGAGUUUUGGAUAG